AUUGACCAUUGGUAAUUUUUGUUAAUUGUCUAGAAAACCCCCGUUUCUUUUGUUUCGGCCCGUAACCUUUGACACGAUCACGUGAUACGCCAUUCGACUUGACGGUACGCGGGUGCCGGUCUUGUUUUAGUUUGUCUCUUCAUCUGGUGUUUUGCGAGUAUGGAGUCUGAUCCUGAGAAGAAGAGGAAGAAGAAGAGACGAUGUUCCGUGUGUCGGCUACCAGUGAAAGGACACCCGGGACCAUACGGCCGCGGCAGGUGCACUUUUGAGCGGCCAGAAGGAACCUCAGAUGAAGACUUUUUCGGACGACAGCGGGGUAGUGCUAACGUUCAGGAGAAGAUCAGAGGCCUUCGGCGGCACAGUAAAGUUCCGGAGCUAGUGCGUAAGGCCUGGUCGGACAGCCUCUCGGAAGACGCGGAAGAGGAGGUGAGGUUGUCUAGAUCAUACAACCUAAAGAAAUCGUCGGAUUACGGCGGAGAGAAAGCCAGCGUUCGAGCAAGAAGUGAGCCCCCUCCCCAGGUUUCUCGCCAAAACGCACGUGAUCGGAGCAGGGAGUAUGCACAAGUGAAAGACCAGCCUGACAUACGAGACCUGAGAGAAUCUAGGAAAUUGGUCAAAGAGGUGGACAAGGCUUUGGACGACUGGUUACAUCCAGUUACAAGCCAGGAGAGGAGGAUCAGCGACAAAUGCCUUGACGAGAGCGACUUUGAUUCAACUUCAACAUCAUCACAGACUGAAUCGGGGCGGUCGUCCGACACAGAGGAGUCAGCUUACACACGAAAACCAGAAAGGCGCCGGCGUCGCAGGGGGUCGCGUAAGAAGAAGACCGAGGCUAGGGAUCCGCCCCAAACGCUUUCAUCCGACACAACAGAGUCAGAGUCGGGUUUCGUGAGAAAACCAGACAAGCGCAAGCGUCGCAGGGGGUCGCGUAAGAAGAGGAGCGCUACUAGGGUCGGCGGCAAGAAGAAAGAGAAAGGCAAACGCUCCCGGCGCAACUAUGACUCAGACACAUCUUCGUACGACUCCCGCUCACGUUCUAGGAGGCGACGUCGUGCAGGUAAGAGCGGUCGUAACCGUACUAUUAAUGAUUCGGGUACACGUCGGGUCAAAGUUGAUUGGCCACAACAUCGGGUGCAUUUCCCGGGAUAUGGUAAAGAAGGGGGCGUGACUUAUGACGAGUUAUCCCUACCCAUGUUUGUGCACGGCUAUGUUAAGAAUGUUCUCGAUCGUGAGCGUGUAUCUACGGACGCAGAGCAUAAGUUGGUUCACCUAGCAGAUCUUAUGUUCGAUGCUGUCUACUAUGAUUGGGUUGCAGUACGGGAAGUUCACGCAUCUUUACUGUAUGGGAUGGAAUACGGAUCGCUCGCAUGGGGGAACCGCGGUGCCUUUGAUGCUGUCAGGGAAAGACACUACCGAACACAGGCUAGGGUUGCUCGGGGCAACGCGGGCAACGCUCCGAGGGCGGGGCUUGUGAAAGAGGCUCGAGUGUCGGCAAGCAGACCGCGCUACUGUGGCGAGUUCCAGACCGGGUCCUGUUCUCUACCCUCCGGGCAUUGGAGCACACGAUGGAACGCCCCACUGUUACACGUCUGUAGUGCGUGUUUGAUAGUUCGGGAGAUUCAGGCACCGCACCCGAGUCAAGAGUGCCAGCACAAACCACGGCCAUUUCGGGGCCCGGCAGACAGAGCAAAUCGCAGCUUCGGUAACUCCGCCCACUUCUCCCAGGGACCCGGCCCCGCACGUGGCGGCACACAAGGCGAUCAGGCUACAUGAAGAGGUAUCGGCAUUUAAUGUUCCUAACUAUAUUGGCGCUCGUAGACCGGUGGACUCAAAUCUGAAUAUACAUACCUGGAGAAAGUUACUCAAAGAUUACGAGCACAAGCAUAUAGUGGAUUAUUUGGAUUUCGGUUGGCCCAUCAACGUUCAGGAAGAACUCUAUAGUCCGCCUGCAGUUUUGUAUCCUAAGAAUCAUAAGUCUGCCACAACGUAUUCUUCACAUGUUGAUCAUUUUCUUUCUGAAGAGCGUCGCCUAGGUGCCAUAGUGGGACCGUUUCCAAAGAACCCUUUUUCGUCCCCAGUGGUUUCUUUACCAUUACAAACAGUGGAGAAACGGAACAGUGAUAAGAGGAGAGUAGUA
Branchiostoma belcheri (Belcher's lancelet) is the source of this 2137-nucleotide messenger RNA. RefSeq lists its product as uncharacterized. The transcript is spliced from 2 exons. The coding region runs from base 160 to 1773 and encodes 537 amino acids. The record is from RefSeq and is a predicted model, not a curated record. NCBI's taxonomy places the organism in Eukaryota, Metazoa, Chordata, Leptocardii, Amphioxiformes, Branchiostomatidae.